AGUACAGCUGUAUGUCUGUCAUAAGUAUUAGGGCCGACUAAUCUGAUAGAGAAGAGUUGGCCUCACACAAACUAAUGUCGUAUCCAGAUGUCGACACCAUUCCGCCGUCAACGCGAAUCGGACCAAAAACAAAAGUUGCCGGAAGUGACAGCUUCGAAUAAAAUAAAGAACGAGUAAUGUUUGUUGUGAUUUUGAGAGGAUAAUAAUUAUCCUUAUUAUUGCACAAUUUAUUUGAAGUUCAAACCUGUUCAAUGUGGGCAGAAUAACGUUUUAUAGAAAGUUAAUUUGCCUCUAAUUCACAUUAGAAAUAUUGAAAGCGCAUCUUUCUUCACUACCAGAACGACACAACGAACAUCUGGACGAUAACUUUGCAAGUGAUCCCAAGUCAUUACAUUACAAAACGAUCGAGUGUGGAUUUAUUAUUUCUGUAUUGAGAAAAGAAAUGACGGAAGAAGUUUGUCUCACCUGUACUAAGCUCACCGCACCGGAUCAAUUGGUAAUGGUCAAUGACAAUAAGGUAGCUCUGACAGCACUCUCCAAGCAUUUUUGGUUCAGCAAGGACGAAAUUCAGAACAGUAUUCUCUGCUGGUCCUGCUGGGGUAAAAUAGACGAUUUUCGACAGUUUUAUUGUGAAGUCGAGCGGAUACACACAUCUCGUUUCCCUGCUGUCCAGGGCGAGUUUGUGGAGGUGAAACAAGAGCACUAUAUUGAAGACCUAGCUGGACAGGAUAGUACCACAAUUGAUGAUACUCAGAAUGACACAGUUGGGGAGCAAAAGUGUUCCAACGUUAAGGAGGAAAUGCUUCAGGUUGACCAAAAGUUUCUUUUCGAUGAUGAGGCCGAUGGUGACGGAGGCGCUGAUCGGUGGUCGGAUGGAGGUGAAAUGUGUUCGUCUGUGAACGAGCCUGAAAUAAAAAUAGAAUUAUCAGGAAGAAAUUCGACUCCGCAGAAAAGAAAAAAAGGAACGCGUCCGGGGCAAAGUUGGCGGAAGAACCUCAAUAGUGAGCAAUUUAUCGCGGAGAACGUCAACAUCGAAUGUGACACGUGCGCAGAGAAGUAUGAAACCUUUCAGCAGCUACAGCAACAUUCACUGGAAAAACAUCAGAAGCGGGCCUACGUGUUCUGUUGUGACCAUAAGUUCAGUAGGAAGCCCCGGUUGAUCGAUCACAUCCAAUUCCAUUUGAAUCCGCUGCAGUUUCAGUGCGAUAUUUGUUCGAAAUCGUUUCGACACAGCGAGGCACUGAAGUACCACAAGGACAAGCUGCACAGUGGGGAAGAGAAAACUCUACAGUGCAGCAUGUGUCCGAAAACAUUUUCAAAGCAAAAAUUUCUUAAGAUCCACGAAAAGUACCACCGUAAGUUGGAUGAGAAAAAUUGGCACUGUGCGACCUGUGAUAGAUAUUUCGCUUACGAGUCUUUCCUCCGGCAACACAAUCGGACAGCACAUCCUAACGAAUAUAAGUUUGUGUGCCAUGUAUGUGCAAGGGGCUUCUACGUACGGUCGUCGUACGUUGCUCAUAUGGAGUUACACGAUGAAAAUUUGAAGCGAAAUAAGCCUCCAGAUGAGCGAGUUCAGUGCUCAGAGUGUGGAAGUUGGGUAUACAAGAAGGGUUUGCGAAAGCACAUGCUCUGUCACACGGGUACCCAAACGUGUGACCAUUGUGGCAAGGAGUGUAAGAGCGUAAUGGCAUUAAGAUAUCAUAAGGCACAACAUCGGAUGGGUGAUUUCAACUGCUCGCUUUGCGGAAAAGCUUUCAAACGACAGCGCACGUUGAAGGAACACAUGGCCUCUCACACUGGCGAAGUACUGUACCAAUGUGACUUCUGUGAGAAAACAUUCAAUUCCCAUGCAAAUCAUGCUUCGCACAGGAAAAAGGUGCAUCCGAAGGAAUGGUUGGAAGACAAGAAGCAAAAAAAUCCCGAACACCUGAAUGAAGGAAGUUCAACAACUGCCGUAGUAAUCUCAUGAAGAAUACCAGCAAAAUUUCGUCUAGAUGACAUUCUCCAUUUGAAAAUGAUAGAUAUGAAAUGUAUAUCGACUCACGCCUUGACCCACGAGCAUCUCCGAAAUAAUCCGAUCAGCUGAGAGAGCCGAGACGUCUCCUUGGGGUCUAUUCCGAGAGUCGCU
Molecule: messenger RNA, 2128 nt
Organism: Toxorhynchites rutilus septentrionalis
Lineage: Eukaryota; Metazoa; Arthropoda; Insecta; Diptera; Culicidae
Product: gastrula zinc finger protein XlCGF26.1-like
Exons: 7
Coding region: 443-1969 (508 amino acids)
Cellular component (GO): nucleus
Molecular function (GO): zinc ion binding
Source: RefSeq, a predicted model, not a curated record